This is a messenger RNA of Arabidopsis arenosa, 2829 nucleotides long. Lineage: Eukaryota; Viridiplantae; Streptophyta; Magnoliopsida; Brassicales; Brassicaceae. The record is from the annotation of a GenBank genome assembly.
AGAUUUGUGUAUUAUGCAAGAAGAUGAAGUUUGGAGAGACGUUUACGGAAUAUCUACAUGGAGAAGAGGAGUGGUUCCUAGAAAAAUGUCGUCAUGUAGAAUAUAAGAAACUCAAGAAAGUGUUGAAGAAAUGCAAGACAUGUAACUCCACAAGAUCUAAUGAUGAACACAUCGUCUCAUCGGCUACUUCUUUGUCUGAUUCAUGCCAAUGCCAAUCUUGCUCCUGGUGUGAUGAGAUGUUCUUUGCGGAGCUGAUGAAGGAAGUUUCUGACAUAGCGGGAUGCUUCAGGUCAAGAGUGAGGCAUCUUCUCCAUCUUCAUGUAGCCACUGGGAUGCAGAGAUACAUGAUGAGUCUACGCAGAUGCUUCACGGAUGAAAAACAAGCUUUACUCCAAGAGGGCCAAUUCUUGAUUCAGUACAUCACCAUGAAUGCGAUUGCCAUCCGUAAAAUCCUCAAGAAAUAUGACAAGGUGCAUAGCUCGGUGAAUGGUAAGAAAUUCAAGUUGAAAAUGCGAGCGGAGCGCAUAGAGCUUUUGCACUCACCUUGGCUCAUAGAACUUGGAGCCUUUUAUAUCAAUACUGGACUUGACAAAGUUGGAAACUUCAAGAACUCGUUUGGCCGCGUCUCCUGUGAUUAUCUCAUCAACGACGAUCAACCUAUGAUGCAACUCAUGCUGCCUAAUUCAAUAGAGCUCGAGUUUGAUCUAACUUGCGCAAUCUGCCUCGAAACGGUAUUCAAUCCCUACGCUUUAAAGUGCGGUCACAUAUUUUGUAAAGCAUGUGCAUGCUCGGCUGCUUCUGUAAUGAUCUUCCAAGGCAUUAAAGCAGCACCAAAAAAUUCCAAAUGUCCCAUCUGCAGAGAGGUUGGAGUUUACGCAGAAGCGGUUCACAUGAUCGAGCUGCAUCUUCUCUUAAAGAUAAGAAGCAAAGAGUAUUGGAAGGAGAGGAUGAUGGGUGAACGGUCUGAGAUGGUGAAGCAGUCUAAGAUUGCUGCUGUGUGGCGUAAUCAGAAACCAGACGAUAGCCUUAAGAGCAGCAAAGACGAGAGCAGUCGAAAGAAGAACGAUAAGAGCGUUAAUGGCGACGAUAGUAACCCUCACGUUUCCUCCACCGUGGAUCCAGCACAACCCACGUUGCCAACACCAAGCACGCCACCACCUCAGGUGAAAAUGGCGAACGAAGAACCACCACCAAAACCUAUCCCAGAGAACAAAACCGUCGAAGAAGAUGCGAAUUCAAAGCCACAGAAGAAAGAAGCGCACAUGAAACGUAUGGCAAGCGCAGGUCAAGGACAAUUUGGAACAACGUUUCUUUGCGUAGAUAAGAAGACAGGUAAAGAGUUUGCUUGCAAAACGAUAGCUAAGAGGAAAUUAACAACACCUGAGGAUGUUGAAGAUGUUAGAAGAGAGAUUCAGAUAAUGCAUCAUUUGUCUGGUCAUCCAAACGUGAUUCAAAUCGUUGGUGCGUAUGAAGAUGCAGUAGCUGUUCAUGUUGUGAUGGAGAUUUGUGCAGGUGGAGAGUUAUUUGAUAGGAUUAUACAGAGAGGUCAUUAUACUGAGAAAAAAGCUGCUGAACUUGCUAGAAUCAUUGUUGGUGUUAUUGAAGCUUGUCAUUCUCUUGGUGUGAUGCACCGUGAUCUUAAGCCUGAGAAUUUCUUAUUUGUUAGUGGAGAUGAAGAAGCUGCUCUCAAGACUAUUGAUUUUGGUCUCUCUGUCUUCUUUAAACCAGGAGAAACAUUCACUGAUGUUGUUGGGAGUCCUUAUUAUGUGGCACCAGAAGUUUUAAGGAAACAUUAUAGUCAUGAAUGUGAUGUUUGGAGUGCUGGAGUUAUUAUAUACAUUUUACUAAGUGGUGUUCCUCCGUUUUGGGAUGAAACGGAACAGGGGAUCUUUGAGCAGGUUUUGAAAGGUGAUCUUGAUUUUAUAUCAGAACCAUGGCCUAGUGUAUCAGAAAGUGCUAAAGAUUUGGUCCGUCGGAUGCUAAUCAGAGACCCUAAGAAGCGAAUGACUACUCAUGAAGUUCUCUGUCAUCCUUGGGCCAGAGUAGAUGGUGUUGCUCUUGAUAAACCUCUUGAUUCUGCUGUCCUUAGUCGUUUGCAACAGUUUUCAGCCAUGAACAAGCUCAAGAAAAUUGCUAUCAAGGUAAUAGCAGAAAGCUUGUCAGAGGAAGAGAUAGCAGGAUUGAAGGAAAUGUUCAAGAUGAUAGAUACAGACAAUAGUGGACACAUCACUCUGGAAGAACUCAAGAAAGGUUUAGACAGAGUUGGUGCUGACCUUAAAGAUUCAGAAAUAUUAGGAUUAAUGCAAGCAGCGGAUAUAGAUAACAGUGGGACUAUAGACUAUGGAGAGUUUAUAGCAGCGAUGGUGCAUUUGAACAAAAUAGAGAAAGAAGACCAUUUGUUCACAGCAUUCUCUUAUUUUGACCAAGAUGGAAGUGGUUAUAUAACCAGAGACGAGCUCCAACAAGCUUGCAAGCAAUUUGGCUUAGCGGAUGUUCAUUUGGACGACAUUUUACGCGAAGUCGAUAAGGACAACGAUGGAAGAAUAGAUUACAGCGAGUUCGUGGAUAUGAUGCAAGACACUGAAACUUUCUUGGAAAUUAUUCUGGCGAUUCUUCUACCUCCCGUCGGCGUUUUCCUCCGAUAUGGUUGUGGGGUAGAGUUCUGGAUCUGUCUGUUGUUGACGAUACUGGGUUACAUUCCUGGGAUCAUCUAUGCUAUCUACGUUCUUGUUGGAUGAUGACCAAAUUCUCUUCUUGUAAAUUUUUCAUAAUCUUUAUUUAGCCUUUGUUGUUUUCUCAUCACUCUUGUAAUAAACAACUCUUGCCUUU